AUGAGAUGUUUUUUUAUGCUUGAUUUGGUCAUGGUGAGGCAAAGCUUUGACCUUGUUUUGAACAAGGUUUCGAUGCAGAUUUGCACCAAGCUGCUGGAAUUGUUUUUGUCUUUAGAAAUUUUCCAUAGGAAGUAUCUAUCAGUAGGAUCUGGAAUUACCGAAAAGAAAAUGGGUGAGAUUGAUAGCAAACUAUCAGUAGGAUCUGGCAUUCCCGAAAAGAAAAUGGGUGAGACCGAUAGUAAACUAUCAGUAGGAUCUGGCAUUCCCAAAAAGAAAAUGGAUGAGGUCAAUAGAGAAUUAUCAGUAGGGUUUAGCAUUACUGAAAGAAAAUGA
Messenger RNA from Vicia faba (fava bean), 333 nucleotides. Lineage: Eukaryota; Viridiplantae; Streptophyta; Magnoliopsida; Fabales; Fabaceae. The record is from the annotation of a GenBank genome assembly.